GCGUCCUCCGAUUUUAUUCACAGAAAGUGUUCGCCAUAUUGCUUCCGUGAAUUCAGUGAAAUAUUUGUGCAUUUCUCUUCAAUUAUGAAUGCAAUAUGAAAAUAGUUUAAAGGAAAACAAUCCAUGUUUGAUUAGUAGCUCUGGUUAUACAUUUUUAUGCAGCUCAGACGUUAAAAUAACGUGAAAACGCGUCGAGCGCAGCACACCCAUGUCGUACGAGAAGAUGGAAGUGGUGAAUCCGGCAGAAAAGGAGGCGAGUGAGGUCCUUCACUCGCUCCUCUCGGUGGAGCGCCGCAGUGUGGACAGCAAGGAGGCCAUCAUCGUGGCCAUUCCGCAAGACCAGAAUGGCGGAGGGGAGUAUGGGGAGAGCGCCCAGUGGCACACGCCUGUCAUGGGCCAACAUUCUGUGUUCGAGAUGGGAACCGCACAGAACAUGCAGCAGCACAACUAUAACGGCCACCAAGAACAGGUUUUAUGGCAAGGUCACACAAUCCAAGUGGAGAAUGGCGAGGCUAACAUGCAGGGAAUGCAAGGUGCUUACAGCAUUGAAUUCUCAAAUGUUGAUGGUGAUGGCAUGGAGGUUGAAACAAAGCCUAAAAUGGAGAAGAAAGGCGGGGCUAAGAGGAAGAAAAAGGGAGCUGAAACAGAUAGCGAUGAAGAUGUUCUCGACAACAAACUUGAGGAUAAUCCUUUACAAGUGAAAGAAAGACUAAGGCGGGGAUGUGAUUGCAAAGAUAACUGCUACCGUGGGCUGAAUCCAGAGGCUGUCUACCGUCACCGUCUCAACAUUGCUGAACUGACCAAAAGUGAACAUGACAUGUAUCUGAUGGGCAUUACUAUGGCCAGUUUGGCUAACCCGGCCGAAACGUCGCGCCACAAGGUCAGGAGGAGACUCAGGGCGUGCUAUGUAUACCAAGGAAGAAAGGUCUGUUUGGAAGCUUUUCUGUAUCUAGAAAAUGUAACACAUUAUCAGCUCAAACGCAUCAGGCAACACGUCAUGACGCACGGUGUCGCGCCCCGGAUACACGGUAACGUUGGCAAGAAGCCCUACAACACGUUCACCUUAGACAUAUAUAAACAUGCAACUAAUUUCUUAAAGGAGUACCUGAAACAACAUGCUAGCUCACCUAAAGACGUCCAGCCUUCCGGCGAACAGGGCAAGAAAGCCAGCAAGACCAUUAUUAUACAGGGAGACUCGCGGAAGCACUUGUUUGAGGCUUACAAAGAGUAUGGGGAAAUUCUUGAGCCUGGAGUAAAACUAAUGGGAUAUUCCACUUUCCGUGCAUUCAUGAAGGACCAAUUUCCUCAUGUCAAAUUCGCCACUAAGAAACAAGACAUGCCCAAAGACAUGGUUCCGUUCCGCAGCGGGAAGUGCAUGUCGUACGAUAAGAACAAGGAUCCGAUCAGGGCGCAACAGGAAAAAGAAAAGGUGGACCACAAGAAGGCAGCUAUGGAGGCUAAGAAAAAGGAGGACCACGAUAGGGAGCAGCACGUGCAGCAGCAGCAACAGCAGCAACAACAGCAAGUGCAACAACAACAACAGCAGCAGCAGCAACAAGUGCAACAGGUGCAGGUGCAGCACCAGCAGAUGUCGAGCCAGCCGCACGUGGUGAUCCACCAGCAGCAGCCCGGGCAGCAGUCCAUGCAACAGCAGAUGCUGGUGCCGCAGGUGUCGCAGCACCAGCAGGUGCUGACGCAGCAGGUGGGCAGCGUGCAGCAGGUGUCGCAGCACAUGCAGCCGCUGGGCGUGUCGGACGAGCCGCCGCAGCCGGUGGAGAUGGCGCAGCAAGUGAUCCCGCUGGCGGUGGUGCAGCAGCAGCAGCAGGCCUACAUCGUGACGCCGGUGUCGCACUUCCAGACGCGCGUGCAGGGCGCCUGGUACAGGCAUUGACGACGCUGCCACCGGCGCGCGGCGAGUUAGCGAGAAUACCUAGGUUACGCCUAUUCAGUAUUGGUUAACUGACAUAUAACGACUAUCUGUAAGGAUAAAUUUAAUCAUAUUUACACCAGUAACUUAGCAGUAGCUAUGUAGUUUAUUUUUAAAUGGUUUUAAAAUUGAUAGCGUCGUUUCGUUUUACUGAAUAAAAUUGACGGUUUAUGUAGAGAUUGCUGGUUAGAUUGCGAAUGUACCGAGUGUAGUUUUAUAUUUUCCGCGUGAGUUUAGAUGUAAAUGGAUCAUGAUUAUUUUAUUUUUGGACUAUCUAAGCGUUCAGACGGUGUUGUCAAUCAAUAUUAAAUUCACUUUGAAAAGCAGUGCCUUUAAAAUUUAUGAUGUGGAUUAAGUAAGACAUAGCUAUGAUGUGUGACUAUACUUUCAAAAUACAGAUUUAAGAAACAAAAAUGCAGAGAAGUAUGUAUUCGUGCAUUAAAGCGUAGGCAAUACAAAUUAAUGAAGUACAUAUCACUUUAUUUUUCAUGGUUUACCUAAUGUAAGGUAUUUUAUGCCUCCAAUGAGCCUCUGAACAUAGUGUUUGUCAUGUCAGGGUAUGAAUUGGUCCCAUUUGAAUGAAAUUAUGAUGACUGUUUUUGAUUUAAUCGCCUAGGUAUACAGUCGCCAUCAAGAAUAUUGUAAUUUUAUAUAAUGCUCAAAAAUAUCUUAAAAUAACUAAUAUUUGUUACGCAAGUUGUUUAUAAUUAGAUAUUUUUGAACAUGUUCACUAUGGCGACUACAAUCAAGUGUAAAAAUUAGCCAGCAAUAUAAAAUUAAAAUGAACAUCUUUAUACUCUAGGGCAAAUAGGGUCAGUUGCAUCAACCACAGUUAACAAACACUUCAACGUCACGCAGCAGAAGUCUGGAAAUCCAUACGAUACGAAAAAUUUAGCGAACGUUAAAUUCGGGAACGGUCUGUUUGGUGCAACCGACCCAUAUCACAAGGUUCAUUUGGUCAACAUAAUUAUGUGUCAUUCUUAAUCAAAAGGUACCAGAUUGUCGCUUAAGGUCUUAAAGAUAAUUCGUCUAAAGAUACGUGCAAAUUUCGUCCUUAUCGUAAGCGACAAUUUGACACCUUUUACUUCAGAACGUCACAAAAAGUUAAAUCUACCCAGGGCAGGCUUCUGUUAUUUUUACGCAAAACAUACUAGGUAUUAUAAAACAUGCUACUAAAAUUAGUUCUUGUAGGCAAGUGGCAAGAAAUGUAAUAUUGCCUUUCCUAAGAUUAUCUCGUUUUUACACUUGAAAGUACAAGUAAAGCUGGCAGCUGUCAGCUAACAUAAAAGACUUCCAUAUAAUGGCGCUUAUGAAUUCCUUAGUUUAGUUUUUUUAGCCAGUUAUGGAUUUUUGGCUCUAUCACCAUUGAUUGUGCUGUAAGAAAUAAAUUAUUUUAGUAUAGGAAAUAAACAAUAUUUUAGUUGUGGAUGUUAUAACCAUCAUCUUCAUCACAUGCAUUAUCUUGAUCGUUCACAUCUGUCUAAUGUUGAAAACUGGGAGCACUUUAGGACGUAAGAGUACUGAUUUUAAAUGUUUAUAAUCUUAUUUUCAUUAAAGUAAUAAUAUUUAUGAUCAUUUUAUUCCAGAUAAAAUUAUGCUUUCUCCGUUAUUGUAUUAAUGAAAUUUCGUUCUUGUCACAUAUGUUAAAAAUAUACUGACGCAAUAGUUCUUCACUUCUGGAUAAUUCUCUUCGAAAAUCUCACAUUUCUUUCAACUAUGUUAAGAUAGACUUAGUAUAUGUAACAAAAAUAGAAGUGUGUAAUCAUUAUCAAUUUUACUAUAGACAGUACAGAAUUGUGCCUAGAAAAUAUGCUUAUCCAUGUAUUUUUAUAGAGCAAUAAUGUGUGCGAUUCGAAGCAGAUUCAUGUAACUACAUAAUCAUUUUUCAAGUACCUACCGACAUUGAGUGAGUGAUUGCUUAAGAGUUUUGGGUCGUCUUCGAAUCAUAGUAAUCACCUAGCAUAAAGUUCGGCAUCUAUGUCAAAACUGUAGGAAGACAUCAUGAUGUGAUAGAAAUUAAACUUUUAUACUCUA
This is a messenger RNA of Leguminivora glycinivorella, 3961 nucleotides long. RefSeq lists its product as uncharacterized. Gene Ontology annotation, molecular function: transcription coregulator activity. Bases 209 to 1891 code for a protein of 560 amino acids. The record is from RefSeq and is a predicted model, not a curated record. NCBI's taxonomy places the organism in Eukaryota, Metazoa, Arthropoda, Insecta, Lepidoptera, Tortricidae. Gene Ontology annotation, biological process: regulation of transcription by RNA polymerase II. The transcript is spliced from 4 exons. Gene Ontology annotation, cellular component: SAGA complex.